This is a messenger RNA of Fibroporia radiculosa, 1242 nucleotides long. RefSeq lists its product as uncharacterized. Lineage: Eukaryota; Fungi; Basidiomycota; Agaricomycetes; Polyporales; Fibroporiaceae. The record is from RefSeq and is a predicted model, not a curated record. The coding region runs from base 1 to 1242 and encodes 413 amino acids. The transcript has 4 exons.
AUGACCAUCACCUCUCCUCCAAAUAAAUCUCCUGCCAGUACCCGCAGCAUUUACUUCGACGCCCCUCUCAUGCAUCUCUUUUCCAAAAGGAAGAGUUCUACCAUCGCGGCCCCCACAGACGGAGCCGACCCUUCAGAAAUGCCUCCCCCUUUCCAGGACCCAAAUCAGCCUUCAGACCUGCCAGAGGCUAACGUUGACCCUCAGCCAUUGACCACUUCAGCACCUGAGCACACCUUCACUGAAAAGCAACAUGGCACGAUGGGAGCUGAAAGGAACACAGGUGUCACUCCUAGUAUCAAUACAAAUGGUGACGCCUCAUAUCCGCCUCCCGAGUCUCAGCCUCCUAAAGAGCUUGCUAUGACGGCGAGCCCUCUAUCUGACUCGGGAUAUGGCUCACCCUCGACUGCCAACCACCCGCCCAAACGCUCGGCUUCCACAGACAUGAAGCCUAUCCCUAUUCUCUGGUCCAAACGGAAUGCUGGCCCUAAUGGUACAGCUCCGCCAAAUGAAGAGGAAGAGAAUCAAGACGCCACUGCCGCGACAGGAGAAUCGAAGAAAGAGAAGACGAAGGAGAGAGAGCACGAUGGUAUCCCGCAGCGUUCGACAUCCCUCCGCUCCACUCGCUCCGCGCGCGACCGCGAUAGUCUUAGGAGCACGCCUCUCUCGCGCACUUCAACACGUCGUCGGCGCGUUAGCCUCAGCAGCGGCACGUUCGCUGCUGGUGCGGGAACCGUUGGUCCCGCUGCAACAACUCACCCUGACGAUACGAGCGGGUUUAAUCAGCGCUCACGGACCGCGGAAGCAGACCUUACGGCCAAACAGCGGGCGCGUGUCGAGAAAGCAUCAGGCAUGGACGCGAAGCGCGUCGCAAAGGUUAUAAGAUCUGAGGGGCAGGCGGAGCUGCUUGCGCUCGAAGAAGCAAUCCGCGAGCUUGCCGAUAUCCAGAAGAUGCAGAAAGGUGCCAUCCGCGAAGAGAGUCGGGCCGUUUCUGCACAUGCCAAGGCAAUCCGAACCUUCCACAGGGAGGAACUAGAUUUUCUUGCCGCGCGUGCCAAGUUUGAUCGUGCCCAAACUGAGCUACAGGCAUUUGAGGACUCGAGAGAAGCGGCGAGGAACCAUGCGACUGAAAUCACUGACAUGCUGCAAGAAAAGAAUCAGGAAGUCGAGUGGCUACGCCAGCAGAAGGCCGCUGACGAUCGGGAGCGCGAGGCCAAGCUGAAGGAGCUAACGGGCAGUGUUUGA